Octodon degus (degu) is the source of this 2181-nucleotide messenger RNA. RefSeq names its product lethal(3)malignant brain tumor-like protein 3. Gene Ontology annotation, cellular component: nucleus. NCBI's taxonomy places the organism in Eukaryota, Metazoa, Chordata, Mammalia, Rodentia, Octodontidae. Gene Ontology annotation, biological process: regulation of DNA-templated transcription. Gene Ontology annotation, molecular function: protein binding; zinc ion binding. The record is from RefSeq and is a predicted model, not a curated record.
GAUGUGUUCAGCGUCAUGGACUGGAAAGAUGGCGUGGGAACGAUACCUGGAAGUGACCUAAAGUUUCAAGUAAAUGAGUUUGGAGCCCUGGAAGUUAUUACAGAUGAGAGUGAGAUGAAAAAUGUUAAAAAGGCAACUGCUACCACCACGUGGAUGGUGCCAACCGCUCAAGAAGUCUUUUCAGAGAAGACUGGAGUACCUUUCCGGUUGAAGGAACCCAUGAAAGUAGACGGGCUUCAGUUCUGUGAGAACUGUUGUCAGUACGGCAGUGUAGAGGAGUGCCUUCCUGGAGGAGGCUUUUGCAGCCAGAAUUGUGCUCAGCAUGUCAAAGACAAAGAUCAGAAGGAAGAGAGGGACACAGGAGAGGACAACGAGGAAGAGGACCCUAAAUGUAGUCGGAAGAAAAAACCGAAGUUAUCCCUGAAAGCCGACGCCAAGGAGGAUGGUGAAGAUAGAGAUGAUGAAAUGGAGACCAAACAAGAUGGAAGAAUCCUGAGGUGCUCGCAGAGAGCCCGGAGGAAAAGGCACGGGGAUUCGGCCGUCCUGAAGCAGGGCAAAAAAGCUAGGUGCUGGACGUCCUUUCUGGAAGAGGAGAAGGCUGUGACGGUGCCUGUGAAACUCUUCAGGGAGCACCAGUCGUUCCCCUACAACAAGAACGGAUUCAAGGUCGGCAUGAAGCUGGAAGGCGUGGACCCAGAACAUCACUUUGUGUACUGCGUUCUCACCAUGGCCGAGAAUUGUGGGUAACGAAUAAAGCUGCACUUUGAUGGGUACUCCGACUGCUAUGACUUCUGGGUGAACGUAGACGCCCUGGACAUCCAUGCUGUGGGGUGGUGGGAGAAAACCGGCCACAAACUCCAUCCUCUGAAAGGCUAUAAAGAAGAAUUUAAUUGGCAGACCUAUCUUAAGACAUACAAUGCCCAAGCAGCCCCGAAGUCAUUAUUUGAAAAUCAGAAUAUAACGGUGAUCCCAUCAGGCUUUCGAGUUGGAAUGAUGCUUGAACACGUAGACAAAAAGAAUCCUGCAUUCAUCUGCGUUGCUAUGGUAACAGAUAUGGUGGACAAACGUUUCCUCGUGCAUUUUGACAACUGGGAUGAGAGCUAUGACUAUUGUGAAGCAUCCAGUCCCCACAUUCAUCCGGUUGGCUGGUGUAAAGAACACAGAAGAACCCUCACUACUCCUCCAGGUUAUCCAAAUGUGAAGUUUUUUUCCUGGGAUAAAUACCUUGAAGAAACCAAUUCUUUACCUGCCCCUGCCUUUAAAGUGAAACCUCCACAUGGCUUCCAGAAGAAAAUGAAGCUGGAGGUCGUAGAUAAGAGGAACCCCAUGUUCAUUAGAGUUGCGACAGUGGCAGACACGGUUGAUCACCGAAUAAAAGUUCACUUCCAUGGCUGGAGCAGUAUGUAUGACUAAUGGAUAGAUGCUGAUUCCCCCGAUAUCCACCCUGUAGGCUGGUGUUCCAAGGCCGGACACACUCUUCAGCCUCCUUUGAGCUCUAUAGAGUUAAUGGAAGCCUCUGACCAAGGCGGAUGUCCAAUGCUUGGCUGCAAGGGCCUUGGCCACUUUAAGCGCUCAAGGCACCUAGGCCCUCAGAGUGCUGCCAACUGUCCCUACUCAGAUAUCAAUUUGAAUAAAGAACACAUUUUCCCAGUGCUAAAUGGUGAGAUGCAUGUACCCAGCCUCGCAUUUCCAAGAGCUAAGAAGACAGACACAAAUGAAAGCCCCUCGCCUCCUGAAGUCAGAGACCAGCACACUGAUGCUGCCAAAGAAGACCUUGAAGAGAGGACAGAAGAUGAAAAGAGGCCACCGCAAGAAGCCAGAGGAGCCUGGGAAGAACCUCGGGUGUGGCGCGCCAUGUUCCUGUCCUUCAAGUCCCCAGUUCUGUGCCUGCCCUUGCACUGGGAACAGCAAAGCAAACUUCUCCCGACUGUCACAGCCAUCCCUGCCAGCAGGGGGUCCAAGUGGAGCACAGAUGAGGUGUCAGAAUUCAUCCAGAGCUUGCCUGUCUGUGAGGAACACGGAAAAGUCUUUAAGGAUGAACAAAUUGAAGGAGAAGCCUUUCUACUUAUGGCCCAAACGGACAUUGUUAAAAUUAUGAGCAUUAAGCUGGGCCCUGCUCUCAAAAUCCUCAGCUCUAUUCUGAUGUUCAAAGCUGCAGAGUAUUCCCACAAUGAACUUUGA